AUGGGUUUUCCUGCAACCUGUAAGGCCUCAAGUGAAUUCUUGGACGAAUGUCCUUGGACGGACAAGAACUUUACGAUAAUCUGUCGCUUGAGAACCAAUCUGAGCUCCCAAGAGCCGGCCACACCUAACCAUUACCAUUCAGCCUCGCCUGGGAAACCCGCAAACAAUUUCGGUCACGGCCAUUGUUGGCACUCGUGCACAACAAAACGCUCACCUUGAAAUUGCCUAUUUUUCCGGCUUAUUGGCUCAGGUUAUCAUUGGCUGGUGGUUUGGCUGGGAAUACCGCUUUGAAAAAAGAUUUUUAAGUUAUCAAAACUGUUUGAAACUUUCCGAAAAAGCAGACUCGUCGAGAGCUUUUAGUACUGCUUCCAAAAAAGACAAGGCUCUGUUCAAAACUAUCAAAACUUUCAGAACCAGCUACUAAUUCCAUAUUUUUCGCUUUGACUGAAGCUUAUCAUAAAUUACAGGUCUGGUCACUUAUUAGUCCUUCUGUACUGUAUCCAACCUAUUCCAUAGAAUUCUUUCACCGCCGACACCUUCAUAAUAGCCAUUCGCACGUCAUUGUAGUUGACUGUCGGGUCGUCCAAAAAAAAGAGCCGUGAAAAGAAGAAGAAGAGUGUCGGCCCGUGCCUGGCCACUCAUUAUGAAUUUUUGUGCGCGAGAUCUGAGUCAGCCGCCAGCCGACCUGUCACACCUAUACAUUGUCUCUGGAUCGAGUUCAAGUGGUGGAAAAUGUUUUAUGCACCGUUGGGAGUGUUCCAAUCUCUUCCGCAAGUGAAUAAAACUAGUUCUUUUGAUCGGAACAAUUUCCGAAAAUGGUUUUUAGCACCUCCAAUCUUUAUCGUUCUCCCAAGAGCUUCUGGAGACGACCUUGACUUAUUUCAAAAUGAAAACUGUCGUUUUUUUUUUCAAUACGAAAAUCAAUCGAGUUCAAACUAAAGAUCGUGAGAACUUUAUUUUGAGAAGCUCAAUUCAAAACUCAGUCUGCAAUGCUUCGUAAUGGGCUCUCUCAUGAUGAGAAGAAUUUUUUCACACGUAAAAAACAAACCAAUUUUUUUUAUGUAGUUGCCCACAAAUUUGUCGUCCUUCAAACUCGGACCCAUCAGCGCCAAACCUUGAAAUCCGACUUUUUUCCUUUCUUCAAGUUCAUUCCAGCGCCACACCCGAAAGGCCAAAACAAUCGCAGUAAAUCCAAGACAUAAAGCGGCCAUCAAUUCCCAAAAAAGGCGACAGGAAAGACGAACGACGUCAGAUAAGAUCAUCGUUGACGCAAUUUGGUCGGAUCGAUCCAAUCAGCGAGGCCUCAGACUCCUCCAAGAAGAAGGAAAGAAGAAACGAGAACACGGCCGAUAAGGCGGCGACCUUGGCUGCCGCCGAGUUGCUCUUCGAGACCACCGGUGCCAGUCUCCGGGAAAAAAAAGUUCCGAUAGAAAAAGUUUGACUAGUCCAAAACUGUCAAAGUUCUUCUGCGAGACGGAUAAAAUAGAUCUUUCACCUUGCGCCUGUUGAGAUCUUUGAAACUAAAUGACUGGUCGGAGAAGGAAGGAACAGCAAAGAAGAACAACACAGACACUUCGUUUUAACCUGUUUUUUGCCAGAUUAAAAAAAAUAAAACUUGAAGAAAGUGUGAACCUUAGCAUUAAAUUCAUUUUUACACAUUUCGAGGAUUGAGAUUUUUCAGAGUAAAAACCACGUAAAAGGUCUCCCUACUUUAAAAAAUUGAAGUUCCAUCAAAAAAAAUGUUUUUUUCAAUGCGAAGUUAUGCUUCAAUUUUGAGGGGAAGUCUUUAAUACAAAUAUUGAAAACUUUAAUAUUUUUUCGAAUCUAUGAGACUUCAAAACACAAAGUGAAACGUAAAUUUUUUAACAAAAUAUAAUAAGAAGUACUUCUCCAAAAAAUUGAAGAAGAAAAUUACUUCUCUCAAACUUCAAGAGUCACUGAGAAACCGGUUUUUGGAACUGCAGCUAAUUUUACAACUUAAGAGGUCGUUUGAAAAAUAGGUCAAAAGAAGUUCUCAAAGAAAAAAAAAACUCAGAUUUCCAAGAAUAAUUCAAAAGUACCAUCCAUUCAUUUCUCUUUUGGAUUUCAGAACAAGAAAAAGUUUUUAAAAUUUGAAAUUCAGAUAUUUUUUUGUGAUUUUUUUGUGUCUUCAAUAUCAUUUUAACUUACUUUGCUUUUUAAACUUAAUAAUUCCUUAUUUAGCUGAAACCUCUCUGACAUUGCAAAAAAAGCUCCGAUUUCCUGCAAAAAAAGUAAAUUUCAGGAAAAGGACCGAAAAGAAGGCGGAGUCGCCGAGAGGUAAGCCACGCCCACUUUUUCACCUUCGUACAGGUUGCCCUGCAGUCACGUCAGUGUUGACUGUUGUGAGGUGGUGCUCGCCAAGGACAACUCUCCUCUUUUCUUGCAACAUUUUCGCCUCAUCCAGCUCAUCUCUUCCUUCAAAAUCUCAUUUCAAUAGUUGCAAAUUGAUUUGUAGUUCUAGUAACUUUUUAGAAAGAUGCACAAAUUUGUUUAAACGUGUUCUCAUAAAUUUGAGGAUACUACCAAAUUGAAAAAGAAAAAACAAAGGUUUUCUGCCUAAUUUUCCAACGCAACUUUCCGAAAUUUUAUGAAAAGAACUAUAGCCCAAAAUCAAUCAAGAAGCCAUACUUGGAACUUUUAACACUACAUUAUACUUCACCUUGAUAAGAGGAACCAUAGUGAACAAAUUUCCAAGCUGAACUUUUGAGAGCCCUUCGAUUUCUCAAACCCAAAUAGAGUCCAAGUAUCUUCUUCCUGAAGAUUCCUUUUUUCGGAAACUAAGCCCCUAUUGGACUUUAAAAGCUACAAAAUCCACACUUCUGCUGGUAACUCUGAAAAGAGCCGCGGAAGAGGCGUGUCCACCUGGUUAGGACCAGCCGACUGUGCGGCUAGCCGUCCAGGUGUGCACAGACGUGACUCGACGGCCACGUCGGCGCCUUUCUCUCAUUGUUUUCCCGCACCGUUUGCCGCCACGGUAUUAUUGCCUCUUCCGUUGGUUGCCAACGGCUCGGCUUUUCCUUUUUUGUCUUGCUAAAAAGAUGUGCGCUACUGCAAGUAGUUUGAGCAAAAGCUGAUGAGAGUUCUCAAGCUAUCUUUUGUAAAAUGAAAAGAAAAUUUUUUAACAAGAUAGUUCUUACUCAUACCAGAGUUGUGAAUCAUGAUUUUCUCUUGGAGAAAAGAGUUUUCUCUCCAUCUUAACGGCAAAAAACCAAAAGUUCUAUGGAAUAUUCAAAAGCCCACUUUUUGUAUGAAAAUUGUCGCUUUUUUCCGAUCCUUUGUGAUUUCUCUCCACAACGUUUCCCAACUUCCAACAUUCUCAAUUUACAGAAUCACUUGGUAAGCGGCUUCAAAGGUCCCCGGAGACGAUGCCCGACGUCCGAGGGGACACACAAGCUCAUCAGAAGACCUACCAAAGACACGGCGACAGAAGAACUUCAUCUGAAGAAGACCUACUCGUGGUUCAAAGGCAGACGCCGAUGA
Messenger RNA from Caenorhabditis auriculariae, 3501 nucleotides. The record is from the annotation of a GenBank genome assembly. Lineage: Eukaryota; Metazoa; Nematoda; Chromadorea; Rhabditida; Rhabditidae.